Molecule: messenger RNA, 3485 nt
Organism: Ananas comosus (pineapple)
Lineage: Eukaryota; Viridiplantae; Streptophyta; Magnoliopsida; Poales; Bromeliaceae
Product: probable RNA-dependent RNA polymerase 3
Biological process (GO): siRNA processing
Cellular component (GO): nuclear RNA-directed RNA polymerase complex
Molecular function (GO): RNA-directed RNA polymerase activity
Source: RefSeq, a predicted model, not a curated record
CUCUCUCUCUUUUUCUCUCUCUCUUUCCCAAUGACGCGCCAUGUCUAAUCGUACCAUCAUCACUAACUUAUAAAGCCCUAAACCCUCGUUCCGCCAUUUAUCCCAAAAUCCUUGCUCUCUUCUCUACCCCAAUCGUAUCCGCCAUGGCUACUAAUCCCUCUCCUCCUCCUCCUCCUCUCUCUCCCUGUUCUCCAAUUUCCCCCUCCGAUACCCUCCCUGCCUCCGUGGAGGACUCGCUCCAGCGCAUCUGCCGCGACCACUCCCUCCGCUCCCCCGAUCGCGAGGCUCGCCUCGCGCUCGCCCGCCUCGGAGAGGCCGCGUCGCUCCAGAUACUGCGCGAGAUCGCAGCGUCGCGCAAGAUCAGCAGCCUCUCCGGGUUCAUCAUCUUCAUGGCGCGGAACUCCACCGUCGCCAUGGCGCGCAACGCCGAGGCGCUCUCCACGCGCGAGAGCGUCUGCUUCUCCGGGCCCUCCACCCCCGAGAUCAGCUCCUUGAGAGAUGAUACCUUGCAUCACAAGGUGGCUCCGAGGGAGACGGCGAUGGCAACGGGGAGUCCCAUUAGUGUGAUGGAUCGAAUGGAGAUGGCGAGUCCCGCUGAUGGGGUCGGUGAGAGGGAGAUAGCGAGUCCGGAGAUGAAGCAGAUGGAGUUGGAGAAUGCGGUGGGAGAGUAUACGAUGCGAGAGAGGGCGAGCCGUCAGAUGUUGGCAUUGGGUGAGCUCGAAUUUAGGAGGGCCUUCUUGAUCCUAAGUUAUCUCGGAAGGGAAAAGCUAGAAGAGAAGGUAUCCGUUGAAUUUAUUAAUUCUCUAAAAUGCUUACCAAUGGUUCAGUUUGAGUCAAAGGUCUGGGGUAAGCUUGGAAGCAAGUACGUCCGACCAUCAGAUCGAAUAAAGAUUCUUGACUGGUAUUCCAAUAAGACACAUGUGUAUCGCUGUCAUGUUGAUUUACAAGGCGAUGUGACAUUUAAGGGCCCCUACCUUCAGACCACCAAAACCCACUUGCAACGAGUCCUUGGGGAUGAUAAUGUAUUGUUAGUGAAGUUUGCAGAGAUGAGUGAGGAAAAUAAAUCUCCCCACAGCUUCGAUCAUUAUUGUGAUGUAUACAAUCGGAUUGCUGAGGAGGGUAUAAUGGUGGGCUUGCGUCGAUAUCAUUUCUUUGUUUACAAGGAUGGAGGCAAAGAAGAGAAGAAGAAAAAUCCAACUUCUUCAUCUGUUAAAUGCUAUUUUGUCCGCAUGGAGUCUGGAUGGGACUCGGAUGAGCCCUAUAUUCUUUCUGAUAAGUUAGUACAUGAAGCACGUACAAUUUUCAUGCACGUGCAUACGGUCCCUACUGUGGCCAAAUAUUUGGCAAGAUUCCCUUUAAUCUUGUCUAAAACAAUAAAGUUAGAUAUUGAUCUAUCAUUGGUGGAUGUCAGAAAGAUUGAAGACAUACCUUGCACAGAUGAAAAUGGGACCAUUGUUAAAGGUAAAGACGGUGAGCCAAUGAUCCAUACUGAUGGAACUGGACUUAUUUCUGAAGAUUUGGCUGUGAGAUGUCCUGAAAAUAUCUGUCAAGGGAAAAUGCUAGAAGCUAACCAGAACUCUGAAAUUCUGGAGAAACCUUUGAGUUUAAAGAAGCAUCGAUCUCUCAAUGCUGAACCACCAUUGCUUAUCCAGUUCCGAUUGUUCUAUGAUGGCUAUGCUGUCAAGGGAACUUUUCUCAUCGACAAAACGCUUCCUCCAAGAACUAUAUGUAUACGACCUUCAAUGAUUAAAGUUGAACCAGACCCAAGCAUGUCAUAUAUUCAAACUUGCAACUCUCUAGAAGUAGUUACAACAAGCAAUCGACCAAAGCGGUCAUUUCUAUCAAGGUACUUAAUCGCACUCCUGCACUAUGGAGGAGUUCCGAGUGAGUACUUUUUGGAUCUUCUGAUGAAAGCAUUAGAGGGUGCUGAGCAAACUCGAUUUAAUACAAGAACCGCACUUAAAGUUGCAGAUCAUUAUGCUGAGAUGGAUGAUGACCAUAUUACUGAACGAAUGAUAAGUUCUGGAGUUCCCCUCAGUGAGCCAUUCUUGCAGCAUCGUUUGUCAAUCUUUAUGGCAGAGCAAAUGAAGGGUCUUAAGGGAGGGAAGAUCCCCGUGGAUGAGUGCUAUUAUUUGAUGGGAACAGCAGACCCCACGGGAACACUCAAACCAAAUGAAGUUUGUGUUAUACUAGAGAAUGGACAAGUUUCUGGGGAGGUUCUUGUUUACAAGCAUCCAGGUUUACACUUUGGUGACAUGCACAUUCUGACUGCUACCUACAUAAAGGACUUGGAGAAGAUCAUAGGAAAUGCUAAAUAUGCUAUCUUCUUCCCUAUUGUGGGACGACGAUCUUUGGCUGAUGAGAUGGCUAACAGUGAUUUUGAUGGUGAUAUGUAUUGGGUGUCAAGAAAUCCACAGUUGUUGGAAUACUUUAAACCAAGUAAACCAUGGGUUCGUACAACUUCUGUAAAGAAGAGGCAACAAGAGGGGCCUUUGAAAGAGGGGCCUUUGAAAUAUUUGAAUGCAGAUUUGGAAAGGGUGCUCUUCCGGGAAUUUUUAAACAACAGAUUUAAACCCAGUUAUGCAAUUAGUGCGUCAGCAGACUGUUGGCUGGUUUAUAUGGAUCGGCUUUUGACGCCAAAUAUUCCUGCUGAAGAAAAGGAAUCUGUGAGGAGAAAGAUGCUUCGCUUGGUUGAUAUAUAUUAUGAUGCUUUGGAUGCCCCCAAAACUGGACUGAAGGUUGAAGUUCCAUCAGAGCUGUAUGUUAAAAAGUAUCCCCAUUUCAUGGGAAGGCGAGAUGAGGACUCCUAUAAUUCAACAUCCAUAUUGGGAUUGAUUUAUGAUAAGGUGAUGACAUUCCACGAAGAAAAGGAUGGAGCAAUUGAGAUUUGGCAACUCCCCUGCUUUACUACCGAGGAAGUUCCUCAACCAUGUUUUCAACUGUGGAAUAAUCGCUAUAGCGAGUACCUACAAGAGAUGUCUCAGCUAUGUCAAAUGAAGGGUGGUGAGUGUAAUGAAUUCAAAGAUUCGGUGUUUAGAGAAAUUUUCCGGAAAUAUAAACAGAUGUUAUAUGGAGCUGCAGACUACGAAGAGAGAGCAAGGCCGCGGAACGAGAUCUUCAAUGAAGCCCUUGCAAUCUACAGCAUCGCCUAUAACAAAGCCAAGAAUGAUUGUGCUGUUGGUAGAUGCGGCUUUGCAUGGAAGGUCGCGGGGGAGGCUUUAUGUGAAUUGUAUAUAAAAAAAAUGGGCUUGAAAUCGAUCAACUGUGCACAUUCGAUCCUUCGGGAAAUUGUUGGUUGACAAAGAGUUAUUCGUUGCACGACUCAGGCAUGUAAAUAUCAUAUAUCAUCGUUGUUAUUAGUAGUAUAGUGUUGUAUCAUUUGUUGUACCAGUGGCGUGGUUCUUUUAUUAUGUAUUAGCUUACAGAGAUUGUGGAAAACCUUUUCUUAGUAAAUAAUUUCCCUCUAUUUAUCUUAUCGAGUAAAA